GCCUAGUCACCAAACAACGCCAGUAACGCAUUGAGUUUUCACAUAAACCGCACGUGUCUCGUCCUCAGUGAAGCUUAUCGCCGAGAGGAUAAGAUUUUCUCUAUUUUGAUCCACAUUUGCAAUAAAAUUGUUACAGUAUGGCUGCUUCAGGAGAUGAAGUCAACCCCAAGGCUUACCCUCUGGCCGACCCUCAGCUGAGCGUCAGUGUCCUGGACAUAGUACAGCAGGCGUCCAACUACCACCAGCUCAGAAAGGGAGCCAAUGAAGCUACCAAGACUCUGAAUCGUGGUAUCUCCGAGUUCAUCGUCAUGGCUGCCGACACCGAGCCCCUCGAGAUUCUGCUUCAUCUCCCUCUGCUCUGUGAGGACAAGAACGUCCCCUACGUCUUUGUCAGAUCAAAACAAGCAUUGGGUCGCGCCUGUGGUGUGUCUCGGCCAGUCAUCGCCUGCUCAGUCACCGUCAAUGAGGGUUCGCAGCUGAAAGCACAAAUCGAGAAGAUCCGCAAAGACAUUGAGAGGCUGCUUCUGUAGGAGCAUGCGUCUGCAGUGCACACUUUGGCCAUUUUCCCCCCAACUUUGAUUGUGCCUCAAGUAUAGAGUACAUCAUCUGUAAUGGAACCACAUACAUAAGUUUUGUUUAUUGCUUUUUUUGUGGAAGAUUGCGGUAACUCGCAAAAGAAAUCGCCUGUGGUGCCUCAAAUCUGUCUGAAUUCGGCCCCUCUUUUUGCUUGAUUUUUAAAAGUGCCAAGUAACCAUUACUUUUUUUUAUCUCAGGGUACAGUGAACUAAUAUACAGGCUGAAAAUGGUGCCAGUCAGAAACAAUGAGCUAAUUUAAUCAUUUCAAACUUCAUUUUACAUUAUGCUAAUUCCAUUUAGUUAUGGCAGUAAAUU
This is a messenger RNA of Patiria miniata (bat star), 891 nucleotides long. RefSeq names its product NHP2-like protein 1. Lineage: Eukaryota; Metazoa; Echinodermata; Asteroidea; Valvatida; Asterinidae. The record is from RefSeq and is a predicted model, not a curated record. The coding region runs from base 138 to 530 and encodes 130 amino acids. Gene Ontology annotation, biological process: ribosome biogenesis; mRNA splicing, via spliceosome; maturation of SSU-rRNA. Gene Ontology annotation, cellular component: precatalytic spliceosome; box C/D methylation guide snoRNP complex; U4/U6 x U5 tri-snRNP complex. The transcript has 4 exons. Gene Ontology annotation, molecular function: RNA binding.